CUUCACAUCCCAUAGUGCUGUGCGUUGCGCCGCAUGAUGAUGACGUAUGAAACGCGCCUAGUUUGUCUCUCGUUUGCAUCCUGUCGAUGAAAACGGCUCUAAAAGUUUAUUCCGCGUUCGCUUUCACUUAAUAGACGUCCCUGCAACAAUGUCCCACCCAGUGGGACCUUCCGCUCCGGACUCCCCGGCAGUGGUGGUCACCGCUAACGUGCAGAAAUACGCCAUGAAGAAGAAGAAGAUCCUGAACGCUGAGGAAAGUGAGCUGUACGAGCUGACCCAGGCUGCUGGGAUCACCCUGGAUCAGGAGGUGUUCAAGAUCAUAGUGGACUUGCUGAAAAUGGACGUGGCUCCUCAAGUGGUCUUACAGACUUUGAAGGCCAUGUGCGCCGGGCAAAGGGUCUCCGAAAGCUGUGGCGGGGACGCCUCCUCCGUUUCCCACGGUGGUGGCAUCCCCUCCACCAAGGCUGAGGCCAGAGAUGAAGGUUUGAGCUCAGGGAAGAGUGUAAAGGUCCCCGCAGGUGCCCCCACGGCCCUCGGACCCCGAGCCACCAGGGUCAAUGCCAAGAUGGCGGCAUAUGCCGCCCAAGAUGUGGGCAGCGCUCCUCACGCACAAGCAGCCGUGCGAAGCAAAGCGGCGGCGGCGUCAUCGACCGGCACCGACAAGAUGCGCGAGGCCUCUGGCCAGCGGGUGCAGCGGCAGCCGAGCGCCAGCAGAGGGCAGAAGACAAAAAGCUCAGGAAGCAGCAGCUCCUCCUCGCAGAUGUAAUGAUCAUAAAACUAUUAACUACUGUAUUUUCUGUAAAUAUUACACUAAUAUUUCCUUUAUGCUUAGCUUUUUCUAAUGCACACAAAUCACUUAAUAGACAUUCGACGUGAAUGAUACGUUACAGUUUAGUGUAAUAAUUGGUUUAGCAAGUUAUGAUCUUGGUUUGUUAAUAUCUAUUUAGUAGCUUUUAGACCCGUUAUUCAACCUGGACAGUGCAGGUGAAAUUUCCUGUAAGGCAAUCUGCAUAGAUCAAAUUGGGUUAUUAAAUGUAAAUAUUUGUAGGAAGGGAAAGAUUACCUACAUUUAUUUGUAAAAUUUCAGCUCCCAAUUUUACUGGGUCACCCCAUUUGCUUCCUCCUCUCAAAAUAAUGGUAAUCAAAUUUGAAAAUCAUGUAUAAAAACAAUCAUGUUUUCGCUCUGGAAGCAGAUGCUGUGUGUGCGUCCUUACCUGUUGUGCAAUAUUUCCUAGAAUAAACUUCCAACAUUUUUCAACAAAUUUUCAUUUUGUCAUUUCUUUAAUUAGAAUUGCAGGUGAUGACAUCUUUCCAAAUUAUGCUAGUUAGUAAGUUUUAAUGUUUUUGAACUUUGAUAACUGAAAUGAAAAACUUAAUUCAUUGCCUCUAAGAGCUAUACAGUAUGCAUAUUUCCAAUAAACUACACAAUGCUCAUGAAUAUAAAACAAAGAAAUAUAACAACGAUGCUUGUGUAAGGCACAAACAAGGUGGUGAGAUGGCAAGAACUGCUACAGUACUCUGGCUGCAAAUGUUGGCUUGUCCAUUUAGAUCUUUCAAUUAGCAAUGAGCUCGGUCAACAUCUGAUGACGUCAGCAGAAAGUGCUGAAAAUUAUGGAAAGUAAUUACACCUAAACACCAGAAGGGUGAAAAAACACCAGAAACACAGGCAGCUGCAAUAUGCAUAUUUGCCCCAAACCAGUGUCGAUAUUAUCCGAUAUUUUAAAAUGCUUUAAACAGCCGAUAUUUUCGGCUCACCGAUAAUAUCGGACAACUCUAAUUUUAAACAAUAUGUGCUUUUACACAACUGUGUGUAACGUUAGCCAUAGUCGUACUUGGAGAGCUAUGUAAUUUUUGAGAUGGUACUUUUUCUUAAUGUAAAGUAAUGGUGUCAGUAGUAUGGCCUGCGAGCCAGUUUUUCUUGGCCCGCAGCAAAUUACAAAAAGUCAUUAUGUCCAGCACAAGAAGCUUAAGUUUACCGUUACUUUCUAUUGCACUUUUCAGUUUCAACACUUGAUGGAGCUAUUCACUUAAACAGUGCCUCUGCAUUUAGCUGCGAGGACAGAGUGAUUCCUAGUCUUUUGUCUUUGUGAAGUUUUACAGCAAACCUUUGACAAACAGCUUUAACCUUCCGGUUAUGUCGAUGGCUCAAAUUAACCCGUUUUAAAUUUUACCAGAUCUUUUAAAGUGAAAUUGCUAUUUGUGAUGUUUUUUUCCAUUUGGAUGUUGACUCACAGAGGUCAAAUUUUUAUUUAUGAAACAUUUCAACACAUUUUGCUGUGAAAUUGUUAUUUGGGUUAUUUCAGGAUAUUUACUAGUAGAGGUCAAAUGUACCCAUUCUUUGGUGUUUAAAAAAAAAAAAAAACAUUUAACAUUCAUUGUAGUUGACGAUCCAUUUUUGAUUGUGAGGUUCAUUCGCCCUCUACCAGUCAAAAAUGCAUCAGACGUCUGUCGCUGACAAUGGCAGCCAAUGAGUCUGAGCUUAAUUUUUUUAACUUUAAUUUUUUAAUAAAUUUUGGACACUUGUACAUUCCUUGGGUCAAACUGACCCAACAAAACUCAGGUAACAAGAGAGUUAAGAGAACAUGCUACAAAUCCCAAACCCAUAAAUGAACAUGUUGAAUUGGAAAUCGGAAAAUUUGUAGAAUUUAACUUGAUGAAUAUGAGACCAGUGAUACCAUAAUAAUAUAUAAUAAUCUUGAUCUCAUUUUCCUGUAAUAUAUAUCGAUUAAGGAAGCGAUUAAUCUUAAGAAUGGGUUAAAACGUGUCAAAGUCUGCCCACCAAUUUCUCAUCGGCCAACAUUGAUGGCACUAGACCAGUUAAAUGGAAUGGAUUGGACUUCUACAACUGAUAGUCAUUUUAAGAGUUUUAAUUUAAUUUGAAAGAGUGUCAUGCAUGGUCACCACUGAUGUAAAAUGCUCAAAAACCACAGAUUUACUGUAUUCUUGUGUAAACUGAAUUGUUGAUCUGGAGCCACAUGGGGGCAGUAGUACGAUGCUUAGAAUACCCCCCCCCCCCCCCCAAAAAAAAACCUUAUAUGUCCAAAUUGUUGCAGGGAUCCAUGUUGAUUGUAGUCAACGUGGUGCUAAACUGCACGUUUUGUUUGUAUAUCUGCGUGCGUUAGCAUGUGAGAGCGUAAACGGAGAGGCGGCAUGCCGCUUUAGGGGUCAUUUUAAAGGCCACGGGCCGCCCGCCUUUUAUGUGGCCGUCCAUCCUGUUUAUACGGCCCUGCCUGCGCGCAUUGAUAGCGGCGCGCCUGUAAUUGAUGGUGCCAUAUUGCUGCGGCGUAGCCUGUUUAAUGGGCCUUGACGGAGCAAAAGGGGACGGCGGCGCGGGACUAGCUUAACCCUUCCCGCGCCUCGGCACCAAACUGGGGCGAUUAGCGUGCCGCUGCUCACCGUGAUGGCCGCUUGCUUCCUGAUCAAGGAAGCGCAGACGCCCCUCUGACUCCACUUCCAAGAAUAAACAGUCGCCAGCUGUCGCCGCUCGCCUCUGUUGUUGCUUGCGGGCGGCCUAAACGUGUUUGACAAAGCCGGUAAACGACGGGGAAUUUGUGCCGAGCUUAUGCAUGUCACCUCUAGGGGGCAGUGUGGCCCCGACGUUGUGGGACUGUGCCCCUCCCCCCUCGCUGGCCCCCUGAAGCUCGCUGCAUCCACCCUGCCUGGCCUUUUUGGAUGUGUUUAUUUUCUUAUGAGGGAAUUUCACUCUUCCAUUAAAUGGAGAGCACUAUCCCUCUCUCACAUUCAGACAAACUAGAGAGCGUGUGCCUGCGUCCGCACGCUAUAUGCGCCAUUAAUCAAUAGAUACGAGCAAACUGCGCGGCUCGGCCGUAUUGUGCAAAGCAAGCGAGGCGGCGCGUUAAAAAAUGAGGCGUUCAAAUCGUUAACGUCAGCGCUUUGACCAGCGCAGAGAAGCCGCCAUUUUGUCCGUCGUAAUGGUAUCGAAACAGACAUUGAGUAAUGCGGGACUAGAUGGGCUAUUGACGACAAUAGACGUACAGUUCAUUAUGACAUUUUUUUGGCAUCUGUCAUGGUCAAUGCGUUAAAAUUUGUUGAUUUUAAUACAUACUGGCAACACCUAGCUUUGGUCUUUGUUAAAAUGAUCAAAUCUUAAUCAUUAAGCCUCUUAUCCGUAAAUAUUCUCUGAUUUCUGUAGUCCUCGAAGAAAGCAGACUGAUUACACUUUGGAGUAGGGAUGUCCUGAUCACAUAUUUUUGCGUCCAAGUCACAAAAGCGUCUCACUGAAGAUAUCUCUGCCAAAAGAUUACGGGUGUAACGGUACAUGUAUUUGUAUUGAACCAUUUCGGUACACAGUGCUUGGUUCGGAACGGAGGCGUACCGAACGAGUUUCCGACGUAAUGUAACCCUUACUAUUCGAGGCUGUGAGUCGAUCGGGUUACAGUUUCUUUGAGUAGAUUAUAUUUACUCCGUCGUCUCUACUAUAAUGAGGACCAACACGUUAGGACAGUAUAACCCAGAAACGUCAACGGCGUGACAACGUGGCCGCCGCGAGAACGCAGUGAAACGCGGGCAUUAAAGUCAAUCAGCCAAUGCAUACCAGUCGCAGUGUGGCCUCAUUCUUUGUGUAGAUUAUAUUUACUCAGUCUUCUCUACUAUAAUGAGGACCAACACGGUAGGACAGUAUAACCCAGAAACAUCAACGGCGCGACAACGUGGCCGCCGCGAGAACGCAGUGAAACGCGGGCAUUAAAGUCAAUCAGCCAAUGCACACCAGUCGCAGUGCGGCCGCAUGUUAGACGCGUCCCAGAAGCGGCUCAACAUGGCGCACGCGAAAAGAACGGCAGAAUUUAUUAUUUUACACGAGAUGCGACCCUAUUGCGUCAAUACUACUACCGGUAGCUAGGAUCGGGCAGACUGGAAGUCACUCGUGUAAAAAUACGGUGGAUUCGGUCGAUUUUCAAACUAAUAUGCAAUCGUAACCCACUUUUUGAGUCCAUCAGAUCUCUUGAGUGGUAGAUCGGGGCACAGUUGAGUUGUCUUUGUUGAUUUACUGCUGUUUUCUCUGCUAUAAUAAUAACCAACACGGCUCCGUGUUCAAUACAAAACCCUCCUACCACAACAAAACAAGUAGGAACUAAUAUUCACGUAGGAACUAAAGUUAUACAACAUAAAAUAUACAAUAUAAAUGAAUACUACAUCACAUUUGUAAAAUAUAAACACAUAAUUAAAUAAUAGCCCAUUUAAAUAAAAUUAGCUAAAACACCUGUAAUAAAUAAUAAUAAUACACAGAUCCAACUUACACAAUAAAUUUUUUUAAUUUCUGUGUGGCGCUUUAACUUGAAAAAAUCCACCAUUAAAGAUUUUGAAAACCGUUCAUAAGAAAAAAAAGAUUCAUUGAGGCAUUUCAUUAGUAAACUACAUGUUAAAAUCUUUGUCAUUGGGAUUGCUUUUCGCUUUAGCACAGGACUUCUUUUUUCUUCUUUCUUUCAGAAAGAAAGCUGACCAAUACGCGGGGUCUGAAAGGCAAAUUGUUGUUGGAUUAUCUUUAAAUUCCCGCUACUUUUUGAGCAGAAUUCUUGCUUUGUAUAGGCUAAUAUUCCUAUUGUUGAAAGCACAAAGGUGUGUAAUAAACAACUAGCACAUUUAUAUUUUGCAUUUUGUUUUCUUACUGUACCGAAAAUGAAUCGAACCGUGACCUCUAAAACGAGGUACGUACCGAACCGAGAUUUUUGUGUACCCUUACACCCCUACAAAAUAUGUAACACUAGCUAUUAGGUGGCAGGGUGUCCUAACUUUUUCCUCAGUUACAAUAUGCCUUUUUGACAAUACUUUUGGUUUAAUGAGUAAAACAAUGUUUAUUUUU
Molecule: messenger RNA, 5821 nt
Organism: Corythoichthys intestinalis (scribbled pipefish)
Lineage: Eukaryota; Metazoa; Chordata; Actinopteri; Syngnathiformes; Syngnathidae
Gene: mzt2b
Product: mitotic spindle organizing protein 2B
Exons: 5
Coding region: 149-766 (205 amino acids)
Cellular component (GO): spindle; centrosome
Source: RefSeq, a predicted model, not a curated record